AUGUACUGGAAGCAUGAGAGCGCCGCCCCGGCGCUGCCCGAGGGCUGCCGGCUGCCGGCCGAGGGCGGCCCCGCCACCGACCAGGUGAUGGCCCAGCCAGGGUCCGGCUGCAAAGCGACCACCCGCUGUCUCGAAGGGACCGCGCCUCCUGCCAUGGCUCAGUCGGACGCCGAGGCCCUGGCAGGCGCACUGGACAAGGACGAGGGCCAGGCCUCCCCAUGCACACCCAGCACACCGUCUGUCUGCUCACCGCCUUCUGCCGCUUCUUCCGUACCGUCUGCGGGCAAGAAUAUCUGCUCCAGUUGCGGCCUGGAGAUCCUGGACCGGUAUCUGCUCAAGGUCAACAACCUCAUCUGGCACGUGCGGUGCCUCGAGUGUUCGGUGUGUCGCACGUCGCUGAGGCAGCAGAACAGUUGCUACAUCAAGAACAAGGAAAUCUACUGCAAGAUGGACUACUUCAGCCGAUUUGGGACCAAGUGCGCUCGGUGCGGCAGACAGAUCUACGCCAGCGACUGGGUGCGGCGGGCGCGCGGCAACGCCUACCACCUGGCCUGCUUCGCCUGCUUCUCCUGUAAGCGCCAGCUGUCCACGGGAGAGGAAUUCGGCCUGGUGGAGGAGAAGGUGCUGUGCCGCAUCCAUUACGACACCAUGAUCGAGAACCUCAAGAGAGCCGCGGAGAACGGGAAUGGCCUCACGUUGGAGGGGGCAGUGCCCUCGGAACAGGACAGUCAGCCCAAGCCGGCCAAGCGCGCACGGACGUCCUUCACAGCAGAGCAGUUACAGGUUAUGCAGGCGCAGUUCGCGCAGGACAACAACCCCGACGCCCAGACGCUGCAGAAGUUGGCGGACAUGACGGGUCUCAGCCGCAGGGUCAUCCAGGUGUGGUUUCAAAACUGCCGGGCGCGUCAUAAAAAGCACACGCCGCAGCACCCAGUGCCGCCCUCCGGGGCGCCCGCGUCCCGCCUCUCCUCCGCCCUGUCCGACGACAUCCACUACUCCCCGUUCAGCAGCCCCGAGCGGGCGCGCAUGGUCACACUGCACGGCUACAUAGAGAGUCAUCCUUUUUCAGUACUAACGCUGCCAGCACUUGCGCAUCUGUCCAUGGGCACUGCACAGCUGCCCCUCAGCCGUUGAGAUCCAGUGUCCAGCUGUGGCCAGGAAUUCGCUGCCUCUGCAUCCACCCCCACCCACUGUCUUACCCUCAGCCAGCGUGGCCCCUCAGGCCUGGUCUUUUCCUCUCCUGCUGAGAACCAGAACCUUCCAGGAGCAACACAGAAUCCUCCUCCUGGAAGGCAGAGCUCCCUGAAAUGUGGAAUCAGGAUGAAAACAAACAGCCUAUUUUUCCCAUUUAAACAGGAGUCAUCUUCAACUUGUCGAUUACAAUAGUAAAAGGCGAAUUGAAUCGUGAGACACUCCGACAGCCUCCUAAUUUACAGGUUUUCUUCUCCCCAUAUUGGCCUUUAUUUACUACUUCCCUGGAACCAUCUCUGAACUCAGAAUAGCUGACAACCCCCAAUAUUAUCCACUCUGUUGCUUUUGUCUGGAAAACUACAGUGUUUGUGGAUGUCCCCGAAGGAAAGCUGUGUUAUAAUUUUAUCAUUUCCAUCUGUCUGGUUAUGUCAAGUUAAUUCAGAAAGAAGAGACACUGACCAACCCUGAGAGGCCCAAUAGGACAGAGAUGGAGCCCUGCCCAGACCAAGAGACAGAGGGACAGGCAGGGAUGGGGGCAGACACCCCCAUUGGCUUGGAGGAGAGGGACAUGGCACACUGGACUCGGAGAGAGGUGCCAGCUAUUUCAUGGAGAGGAAAGAGAGAGCUUGGAUGAGACAAAAUUAACAUAUCUAACACCUAACAUGCAGGAAUUGUGACAGAGGUGGGGGUCGACCUAUGUGGUGAAUGUUUGGGCAGGCUAGAGUUGGAAACCCUUGUUGGAUACUUGUUCAGUCCUUAUCGGAGGGCCUGGGCCAGUCUUCUCUGAGGAGAAGCCUUCAUGUGGGAGGAAGGAACAGAGCCCAGUGAAAUGGCAGCCAGAAUGUUAGUUCUGAUUCAUCCCUAAGCAGAGACAGGUGUCCAUGGCCUAGGUGAGUAUGCCAGACCCAAGAUUCUAGUGGGCACCUCUGCAAUUCCCCACCACCCUGACCAGACCCAUCUCCAUCCAGUCCUGAGACCUAGCACUGCAAGCACCCCAGCCUUCUGCAGCUCUCCCACCCCAAACAGAAGGGCUUGGGUUAUAUGGGACUGUGAUUCAUGUGUUUAGGGGCUGCCCAUUUAUCCCAAACUUAUUCUAUAAUUCUAAAACUACUCGGUGGCAUUUCUCACCAGAGGCUGCUAGUAAGCAUAUUUUAGCUAAAAGCUUCCUUCCUGCCUUUGGAAGGAGACUCCAGACCAGGGAAAGUCAGUUCACAGACAUGAUACAGAUACAGCUGCCUGUUUCUGCUUCACUCACGGCAGACAUUGCUAAUUGAUUGCAGGAUUCUAUCUCACUGAGUUUGGAUUAGGUUUCAGAAUGAAUAUACUUAAAGGUGGCAUAUAAAUAAGAACCUCUGUGCUAUUUGCUCUGGUACCCAGAGAAGGGUUAGGCACGGGUAAAGCCCAGGAUGGGAACUUGCACCUUCUCCCUUCCAAAGAUGUCAUGGCUGACAGAACAAAGAAAAGUCACCACCCAGAAUACUGUGUGGCUCAGUUCAAAAGUCAUCCAGUGCUCUGCUAGGCACUGACAUGAACAGGAAGAACCUGGGCCUGAUCCCUGGCCUUUGGAAACUUGGACCUUUCCUUUGAUUUUUGCUCCUAACAAUCAAAAGCCCCAGUGGCAACCAUGUGGUAAGUGACCAGCUGAGCCCUGCCCAGGGUCACCCAGUACCCACUCUGCCUUGAGCCUUCCCCCAGGGUCUAGUCCUCGUGUGGAUCACGUGGCCAUAGCAUGUUGCAGUUCUAAUGUCUCCACUAUCUUAUUAAAGGCCUGGGCAUGUACAGGCUGUCGAGACUAUUUAUUUGAAUACAAAAAAGGGGGAAACACACACACACACACAGAAAAAUUGUAAGCACUUUUUUUGUAAAACCAAUGUCUGUUUUGUUACAUACCUUUCAUGUUGUGCUUUGUAAAUGUCUUAUUUGUGUAAUAAAUAAAGUUAAUGCAAGUAGAAAGUGCUGGCACUUAAAUCCAGAA
Molecule: messenger RNA, 3166 nt
Organism: Jaculus jaculus (lesser Egyptian jerboa)
Lineage: Eukaryota; Metazoa; Chordata; Mammalia; Rodentia; Dipodidae
Gene: Lhx6
Product: LIM homeobox 6
Exons: 9
Coding region: 1-1134 (377 amino acids)
Biological process (GO): neuron differentiation; regulation of transcription by RNA polymerase II; forebrain neuron development
Cellular component (GO): nucleus
Molecular function (GO): DNA-binding transcription factor activity, RNA polymerase II-specific; RNA polymerase II transcription regulatory region sequence-specific DNA binding
Source: RefSeq, a predicted model, not a curated record